Molecule: messenger RNA, 1836 nt
Organism: Bactrocera neohumeralis
Lineage: Eukaryota; Metazoa; Arthropoda; Insecta; Diptera; Tephritidae
Exons: 2
Coding region: 787-1443 (218 amino acids)
Source: RefSeq, a predicted model, not a curated record
GACAUCAGAACGUUGUUGCCAAUGCACUUUCCCGCCAACGAAUUAAUAACACAUCUAAUUCUAAUAAUUCCCAACAUUCAGCACAAAGCUCUCCUAUAGAAAAAAUUAAACGUGUAAAGCAACCAUUAAAUUGCUUUAAAAAUCAAAUUAUUAUAAAACAAUCAGACACAAACCCCACCCAAGUAUCAUCCCAAAAUAUCUUUUCUAACAGUAGACAUACAAUUUUUUUUAACACUAAAACUGAGCUAUUGGACAGAUUAAAAAAUGUAAUCAAACCACAAGUUGUAAAAGCUCUACAAAUAAAUGAACAAAUAUUAUUUUUCGUUGAAAAUGAAAUUAUCAGUGCAUUUCCCAGUGUGUAUUGUUCUAACUCAUAAAACGGUUGAAGACAUAAACGAAAUCAAAAGACAAAAACAAAUCAUAAAUGACACAUAUAGACGUGCACACAGAAAUUACAAAAAUAACGCACAGGAAAUUUCGUUAAAAUAUUACUGGCCAAACAUACGAGACGCUUGUAAAAAAGAAGUACAAGACUGUGAAAUCUGUCUAACAAACAAAUACGAACGCCGACCAAACAAACAACCGAUUGGUGCAGCACCAACACCAAACAAAGUAGGAGAAUACAUACACUUAGAUUUAUUCUAUAUGAGCGAUAACAUACAUAUACAUUAGCUCAACUGACAAAUACCCAAAUUUUGCCACUUCAGACUAAUACCUUCAAGAAAAGAUAUAUACAAGUAUGUCGACGAGAUACUUUCACAAAUAUACCCAAACGCAAAGUUUCUAAUGACUGAUAACCAAUUAUCAUUUACAAGCUUAUGUGCACUACAAAAGGUUACAAAUAGCGCAAACCAAAACGCCAGCGUUUCAUUCUACUACAAACGGGCAAGAAGAGCGUACGCACAGAUAUUUGAAGCCGUUCGGCAAUACAAUAAAACGAUCCAUUCUGUAACCAACGAGAAACCCGAGGACGCGUUCUUCAAUCAAAAGGGGUAUCCUGACAUCCACGAACGUCUACAAGAAAAUCAGGAACGAGUCUUACGUUAUCAGAAUCGUAAUCGACAGCAGCUGAAUUAUAGACAAGAAUCCACAAACAUAGAUGGUAUUACAUAUUACAACCAUCAACAACAACUCAUAGAAAUCAUACACAACCAGCACAGCGAAAAACUUGAAGUACUCCGCAUUCUUUCCUCGAAAUCAAAUUACAAGUUCAGUAAUAUACAGGAAAUUUCAACGUUUUUAAUUCCUGUCGAAGAAAAUUCAGUGCAGUUCACACUUAUUAUCAUUAUGGCAUUUCUUACCUUCACGACUACUAUUUAUGGUUUAGUACACCUCUGCAAAUAUUGCCAAAAUGUUAGAAUGCUCAACAGACAACGACAAAUCGACGGCUUAUUUGAAAUUGAACUGAACCGCCUACACCAACAGCAAUUAGCAGCAAAGUAACGAGGACGCUCCAUUUUAACACGGAGGAGAGUUAAGGAACAUGUGUUACUUAUCACAUUUUUGUACCGAAUACAUAAAUUAUCAACUGGCAACCUAAACAAACAAUAACAAUAGUCUCGCCUAGUAUCAUAAAUGUAACAAACAAAAUGUAUGUGCGAAAAUGUAAACUGCACUAUCAAUACAACAAACCAAAUGUAUCUAAACAAACAAUAUAUCUGUAAACAAACCUAAACAAAUAAUAUAAUCUGUAUCUAACAAAAUAUCAACUAGCAAAAAGUAAACAUACUAGUUAGUAUAAAUAGAAGUAAGAUUAUGAAAAAUAGGCAGUAAGAAAUUAUGAAUAAACAAGAAAAAACGUUAACUUCGGCUGCACCGAAGCUAAUAUACCCUUCA